Gaeumannomyces tritici R3-111a-1 is the source of this 1438-nucleotide messenger RNA. RefSeq names its product trans-aconitate 2-methyltransferase. Gene Ontology annotation, molecular function: trans-aconitate 2-methyltransferase activity. Lineage: Eukaryota; Fungi; Ascomycota; Sordariomycetes; Magnaporthales; Magnaporthaceae. The transcript has a single exon. Bases 132 to 1211 code for a protein of 359 amino acids. The record is from RefSeq and is a predicted model, not a curated record.
GCUUCCAUUCGAUCCAGCAACAACAGGGGGGGUCAAGGAUAAAAAAGAACAAAAAACCCACGCUUCGUCCCGUGCUGGCCACCGAGCCUCGUCAGAGCCGCUCGGGUGAAGCACCAAUCACCAAUCACGACAUGACGUCAUCCACCCUCGGCCGGCUUCAUCCUGCGCUUCACCACUCCAGCCCCCGCUCUGCUAUCCGCUGGGAGGCCCCCUUUGGACGUCGACCGUUCCACGCCGCCGCCGCACGCACAAUGUCCACCAGCCAGGGCUCCGCACCUCAGGGCGCAACGGCCCCGGCCGGGCAGGCCGACUGGUCGGCGUCGCAGUACCUCAAGUUCCACGCGCAGCGCACCCGCCCCGUGCACGACCUCGUGGCCCAGCUGCCGUCGCCGCCCAUCCCCGCCUCGGGCGCGCGCGUCGUCGACCUGGGCUGCGGGCCCGGCAACUCGACGGCCGUGCUGCGCGCCCGCUUCCCCGACGCCCGCAUCUCUGGUCUCGACUCGUCCCCGGACAUGGUCGCCCGCGCCCGCGCCCAGCCGUCGAUGCGCGACGGGCCCGCCGCCGUCGACUUCCACCAGGCCGACCUGCUGUCCUGGUCGCCAGACCAGCUCCCCGUCGGCGGCGGCGGCGGCGGCGGUGGCGACCGCCACCAGCCCGUGCAUCUCUUCUUCAGCAACGCCGUCCUGCACUGGCUGCGCCGGCACGACCGCGUCCCCACCAUUGUGCGCCUGGUGCGCACCCAGGCGCCCGGCGGCGUCUUCGCCUUCCAGUGCCCGGACAAUUGGGCCGAGCCGUCGCACGCCGCCAUGCGCGAGGUCGCCCUGCGGCCGGGCCGGCCCUGGUCGGCCGCAUUUGCUGCCCACCCGCCCAGCCGGCCCGGGGAGGGCGAGUCCGGCGACCCGGAGCGUCCGGACAUGGACGCGAUCGAGUCGCCCGAGGACAUGUACAAUGCGCUGAUCCCGCACUGCGCGAGCGUCGACGUCUGGAAGACCACCUACCAGCACGUCCUGCCGGGCCCGCGCGAGAUCGUCGAGUGGGUCAAGGGCACGGGGCUGAUGCCGUUCCUGAACCGGAUCCCCGAGCAGGGAGGUGCGAGGGAGGCGUUUCUGAGCGCGUACAAGGAGAGGCUGGCUGAGCUUUAUCCGCCGCUGGCUGACGGUCAAGUCACGCUACGGUACCCUAGGUUGUUUGUUAUUGCGGUUAGAAAAUAGUGCCUGGAGGGCCUGUUAGCACCCGAGGCACGGGCCCAGUUUUGCACACUUCUGGAUAUAAAGCUAUAUUUCUCCAGAAAAGACCGUGGCCGAUCCCGAAAGAAAAGCGUCGCCUGACACCUAACCAGCCAAGAACCAGAGAUACCCCGGGAUCGUGGCACAGUCGGUUAGCGCGCAGAUUUCAUGCCCCUGGGAGUAGUCUGAGGUCGUGAGUUCGAGCCUCACCG